AUGCCCACCGUCGAAUUGCGUGGUCUGCCCGCUCUGGAAGCCUGGGGCCGCAAGGUGACCGCCGGCUAUCGUGGCGUCUCAGUGCACGACCUCAGCAGCUCCUGGCGAGACGGACUCGCCUUCUGCGCCAUCAUCCACCACUUUCGGCCUGAUCUAAUCGACUUUGACAGUCUGACAAGUGAGAAUAUUCUCUACAACAACAAUCUCGCCUUCAGCAUUGGCCAGCAGAAGCUGGGCAUUCCGGCGCUGUUGGACGCAGAGGACAUGCUCCUCGCCGAGCCCGAUCGUGCCUCCAUUGCCCUCUACCUUUCCGAGGUGUACGAGUGCUUUGAGGGCUCAAAGAAGCCCAACCGCCGCCGAUCGGCAAUCUUCAAUCGUUCCUACUCCAACGGUUCCACUGUUUCCGGUUCGAGUAACACGAGCUCGCCUACCACGCCCACUACACCUGCCUACACCACAAUUAAACCAGUCAAAUUUUGA
Molecule: messenger RNA, 480 nt
Organism: Rhagoletis zephyria (snowberry fruit fly)
Lineage: Eukaryota; Metazoa; Arthropoda; Insecta; Diptera; Tephritidae
Source: RefSeq, a predicted model, not a curated record